AUGGCCUCUGAAAUCCCCCGUCGACGGAUCCUCAUCGUAGGGGCAGGUGCCGCAGGAAUGGCUGCAGCAUUUACGUUUUCGCAGCAUCCAGACAAGUUCGAGGUCAGGGUAUACGAACGAAGCUCCCAACCUGGUGGAAUGGCGACCUCGUUUCCAAUCGACCGUACGAAGUACGGUGCAGACUACAUCAACGACGGAGUCCAAGGCGCGAGCCCUGUGUUCCACAACACGUUCGCCAUGUUCGACAAGCUGGGAUUUAAGUCCUCCGAAGUGGAUAUGCAAGUUAGCUUUGGGAGGGAUGCAGAGACGGAGUUCUGGAGCAACGUCUUCCCAAGUCGUGUUAUUGACCAGUACAAGAAGGACAUAAAGCGCUUUGGACGUGUUCUGAAGAUUAUCAAGGUUUUGGAGCCCAUCUUUGCUCUCAUAUCCGUGAGCACGAUGUUAAGAAUGUUUGGUUUCUCGAAGGAUUUUGGCGAUGUCAUCGUCUUUCCUCUGGUAGCCUUAUUCUUCGGAACUGGAAACCAGACCCCGUUCAUCUCGUCAGCCAUUCUCGAACGCGUGUUUAUGGACCCCAACAUGCGCCUCUUUGAAUACUCCCCAGAGUCUUUCCUUGCCUCAGUUCCGAAGAUGCGAGCGUUUCCUCGUCUCUCGUACAUUUACAACACAUGGAAAGAAUUCGUCGAGUCCGAGAGUAGGGGAAGUGUCAAGGUCAUCACCAACCGCGAGGUCAUCCGCAUCAAGAGGCUCUCCGAUGCGAAGAACGCCUCCGACUCGGUCGAGGUAUGGAGCAGGGCGACGAAGGGCACUAAUGUUGACCAAGAGGUUGUCGAUCCUGGCGAAGAAGAGAAGGAAGUCUUUGACGACAUGAUUCUGUGCGUCGACGCGGAUUCUGCCUUGAAGAUCCUCGGAGACGACGCUGGUUGGCUGGAACGAAAGAUUCUGGGCAACGUUAAGUACCUCUGGGAUGUUACAGUUACCCACAGCGAUCAGGACUAUAUGGAGAAGUAUUACCGUGUCGCCUACGAUCCCUCUCUCGAGUCCCAAGUCGGCCGCGACUCUCCUGAGAAGCAGGAACGAUUCAAGUUCGCCAAGGAGAAUUUCCGUCCGUUGUAUUUCAUCCGUAGCCACCCCGAAGACAAGAAGAAGAUCGAGAUGAGCUUUGACCUAUCCGUCUAUCAGCCUCAGUUCGACGGGGAGUCGCCAUUCGGUCCAGAUGGAAAGCCCGUCAUUGGGCCAUUGUUGUCGGAAGCACCGAACGCAGAGUCAAGCUCGAAGGAUGUGUCGACCGACAAGAAACGCGUCUAUCAGACCAUCUUUCUUGACCACGCUCCUGAAAGCUCGAAGCUUUGGUCGAAAGGCGACAUCAACCAGGAUGAGAUCAUCCUCGAGAAGUGGUGGAAGCAGCAGAGCCAUCGAUGGCAGCAUUACGCAGGGACGGUGCCGUGGAUGGGUCUGAUCAAUGGACGGCGUCAUACCUAUUUUGCUGGUGCUUGGACCGUCCUUAACAUGCACGAAAUCGCAAUUGUAUCUGGGUUCGGCGCAGCCUACCAACUCGGAGCGUCGUACCCAUUCACCAAUAAUCCAGAGUGCAAACGACUCUUCGCCCUCUGCUUGGCCGCGAAUCAUAUGUCCAGGAUGAGGAAGGACGAUCGAGCGGGCUUCUGGUCCUAA
Cyclocybe aegerita is the source of this 1671-nucleotide messenger RNA. NCBI's taxonomy places the organism in Eukaryota, Fungi, Basidiomycota, Agaricomycetes, Agaricales, Hemipholiotaceae. The record is from the annotation of a GenBank genome assembly.